UAUGGUGUCGUGCUAGAUGAAAUCAGAGCCAAUGCUUGCCCUGAACUCCAGGCAGUGAAAAUGUUUGCAGAAUAUCUUUCGAAUGAGAGUCAGAGGGAUGCGAUCGUUGCUGAUUUGGACAAGAAGAUGGCAAAAAGUGUUGACGUGACCAAUACGACUUUCUUGCUCAUGGCUGCUUCCAUCUAUUUUCAUGACAAAAACCCUGAUGCAGCUCUGCGCACGCUGCACCAAGGGGAAAGCUUAGAGUGCAUGGCCAUGAUGAUCCAGAUACUUCUGAAGCUCGACAGAUUGGAUCUAGCCCGCAAGGAGCUAAAGAAGAUGCAGGAACAAGAUGAGGAUGCCACCCUCACUCAGCUGGCUACUGCCUGGGUGAAUCUAGCAAUAGGUGGUGAGAAAUUACAGGAUGCUUAUUACAUCUUCCAAGAGAUGGCAGACAAAAGUUCACCCACCCUGCUUCUGCUCAAUGGGCAAGCCGCAUGCUACAUGGCACAGGGCAAAUGGGAGGAUGCAGAGGGUGUGCUUCAAGAGGCAUUGGACAAGGAUAGCAGCCACCCUGAGACUUUAAUCAACUUCGUUGUCCUGUCACAGCACCUGGGCAAACCUCCAGAGGUUACAAAUCGCUACCUGUCACAAUUAAAAGAUGCACAUAAAAACCACCCGUUUAUAAAGGAGUAUCAGGCAAAGGAGAAUGACUUUGACCGGUUGGUCAUGCAGUAUGCCCCCAGCGCAUGAGGACUCGGGGAGGGGGACCCAGGCUGCAGAUCCAGGCUGCGGUACCUUGGGAACUUGAGGGUGAUGCACAAAGCCUCUUUGGCAGUGCGAAGAGUUCAUCAUGCAAGUUGGUCUCGCAUCUCUCAGCGUGGCAUGGUCUUGCGCAGCCAGCGAGCCGAUGCCAAGCUUGUAUGUAUCGUAUAGCCGCUUGGAGAUGUGUGGCCUUUAAGCCUAUGUUGUGACUUAACUAGUACCUGAACUGCUUGUUUAAAAUACAGUGCAGAAGAGUUUGCAACACUGUACCUUAAACAUUCCUAAUAAAACCUUUUCUGGACCUGCGUAGCUCUUA
Molecule: messenger RNA, 1060 nt
Organism: Alligator sinensis (Chinese alligator)
Lineage: Eukaryota; Metazoa; Chordata; Crocodylia; Alligatoridae
Gene: COPE
Product: coatomer protein complex subunit epsilon
Exons: 8
Biological process (GO): intra-Golgi vesicle-mediated transport; endoplasmic reticulum to Golgi vesicle-mediated transport; retrograde vesicle-mediated transport, Golgi to endoplasmic reticulum
Cellular component (GO): COPI vesicle coat
Molecular function (GO): protein binding; structural molecule activity
Source: RefSeq, a predicted model, not a curated record